AUGUUCUCAGCUCGCGCUCUCCCUCGGCGCGCCGGACUAAUCCGAUUAUCAGCCCCCCGCUAUGCUCCCCAACACCGCACAUUGAUCCCGGCCCCAACCCCAGGCACGGGGCCUCUUAUGGAACGCCGCGCAGACCGCGAGCUGCCCGAUAUCAGCAAGAACCGAGGCUGGAUGCGUACUCUCCCAAUCUUUGCUAUUGUUCUAGGUGCCGGCACGCUAGCCAUCUUCAACUACCAGAAGUCCUCGUCGAGCAUUGUCGGCAGUACGAUGUAUGCACUGCGGACGUCGCCGCAGGCUCGGGAGAUUCUGGGCGACGAGAUCUACUUUGCGCAGCAGAUUCCUUGGAUCAGUGGCGAAAUGAACCAGCUGCAUGGUCGCAUCAACAUCUCGUUCUGGGUUAAGGGCACCAAGUCUCAGGGCAAGAUGCGUUUCAAGAGCAUACGGCCAGACCGUAUGAGCUAUUUCCACACUGAGGAAUGGAGUCUGGAAACUGAAGAUGGAACUGUGGUGCAACUGCUGAAUAGCGACAAUGACCCCUUCGGCCAGGACUGA
Molecule: messenger RNA, 552 nt
Organism: Penicillium taxi
Lineage: Eukaryota; Fungi; Ascomycota; Eurotiomycetes; Eurotiales; Aspergillaceae
Product: cytochrome c oxidase assembly factor 1 family protein
Exons: 2
Coding region: 1-552 (183 amino acids)
Biological process (GO): mitochondrial respiratory chain complex IV assembly
Cellular component (GO): mitochondrial inner membrane
Source: RefSeq, a predicted model, not a curated record